Molecule: messenger RNA, 6070 nt
Organism: Xyrichtys novacula (pearly razorfish)
Lineage: Eukaryota; Metazoa; Chordata; Actinopteri; Labriformes; Labridae
Source: the annotation of a GenBank genome assembly
AGUUGUUUGUUUUGGCUUCAGAGAGAGCUCUUCCCGUAAACCGAAGGGAGUCGGACUGAACUUUGCCUGAUAAAUCAAAGCAUGUGAUUACUUUAGACCGUACUAAAACAUUAUUACAGAGCGUGAAGUCCGGACAUAAAACAUUAAACGUGAGUGUCUUGCUCCCAUUGAACUAUUACCUGUAACACUUCACGAUAGCAGCUUAUUUAUCUAGGCUACUGUCCUGGCUCUGAAGCACGUGUUACUUUACUCAUCCUAUUGCAGCACUAUAAAAUAAAUAGUGAGUAAUCUGUUUUAUUGUAACAAAUCGGAACGUUCUGUUCAAUGUUCACAGACAGGAUUUGGUGAUUUGCAAUAAUUUUCAGGCUGUUUUCAAAGGAUAGUAGGGGAGAGUGGGGUAAGUUGAGCCAAAGGGUUGCUUUUUGCUUGAAAAUAGUGAAAGAAAUUGAUCAUGUGACCAAAUAUUUAGGCGAUGGGCAUCAAUACAUGGAGUCUGUGAAGGUUAGAAGCACAUGGGUGAAGGGGUUAGACAUUUAUUUAUAUAAAAAAAACAUUUUUCACUCUUGAAAGUGAAUUUAGUCUGUCAUAAGUUUUACUAGAAUUGUGUUCAGACCAAAAAAGAUCAUUUUAAAUUUGUUUUAUACGUCAAUUGUGGUAUCUAUGAGCUACAACAUGAGGUCAAAAACCUAACAUAAAAGUUCACCAUUUUAGCUUAGAGGACUACUAAAGUCAUGAUAGGGAUACGGCUCAACUUACCCCGCUUCUAUGGUCAACUUACUCCAUACACGGGGUAAGUUGACCAUAGGAGACCACUUUUUUUUGCAUGCUAUAUUAUCAAGACAGUUAUGUUUACACUCAUUCUGUUGGUUUGCAGGGAUGCACAACAUCUCCCCAUAUCAUUACGGAUGCCGGUAUCUGAGCUGUGACAAAUUGGUGUCACAGACGGUGGUUUUGAGGAGUGAUUUUUAGCCCAUGUGGUGAUGUCUACUACAGAGUUAUAUCUGAUUUAAAUGCAGUUCCACCUGUUUCUUCAGCAGCUCCACCCACAGCCCAUUGCACAAGAGUCAGGUCCCAAAAAAUGCGUUACUGAUGGUCUUUUUGCUUUUGUACAUCAUGGGAAAACAACAACAUGAAUUGCAGUUUAUUUCUUAAAUGUCACAGAACUCUUCACAGCAGAUUUCAAUUCUGUCUUAAAUGAACAUUUUACACUAUAUCCUAAACUCUUUUGGUAUCAGGUUUGAAUUUUAAAGGUGUCUCUGCAUUCAUAUGUCCCAUUUUUUCCUUAUUCCCUUUUUACAGAGGUGCUAGCUGUGAUCUUGAGACUCCUCCAUGGGCUUAUUGAGUGCAGGUCAGCUUGCAGUGAGAGUUGUCAGAUGCUCCUUAAGUUCUUUUUCAAAACCCAAAUCAUGGCUGUCCACCAAAGCCUCCCAUUUGGGAGACAAGAACAUUGUUCUCAUGGGUCCCCCUGGAGCUGGGAAAACCACAGUUGGCAGGAUGGUGGCCCACAGACUGGGACUCCCUGCUGUUGACGUGGAUGAUGAUGUCCUGGAGGCGGCGUGGAAGAUGCCCGUGGCUGCCAAGCUGGCUGCAGUUGGUGGCGAGCGAUUCCUGGAGGAGGAGGGUCAAGCUUUGUGUAACUUCUCCACCUCUGGGUGUGUCGUAUCCCUCACAGGGUCCAACCCUCUCCACUCUGCAGCGAUGCAGCACGUCAGCGACUCCGGGCUCGUCGUCUACUUGGAUGUGGACAGUGAAGACAUCAUCCAGAGACUGACCAGGAUGAAGGUGAACAGGAUUGUGGGGCAGGAGGCAGGGGUGCCCAUGAGGGACAUUCUGCUUUACAGGAAGCAGUUUUAUGAGAAGUGGGUGGAUGUGAGGGUGCUGUGUGGAGCAGGGGACACGGUGGAGGAGGUGGCUGAGAAGGUUUUGAAAGCCGUGGAGAGAUAUCAAAACCACGCAGAAGAAAGCUACAUGUCAACAAGGUGUGAUGGCGAGGUAUCAUCCAAACAGAAAACAUACUUUAGUGAUGUUGUAAUCGAGGGUCUCGCCAACGAUGGAGGCCUCUAUGUUCCCAAAAAUGGUUUCCCAAACAUGACUGCGAGUGAAUGGCUCAGAUUGGUAGACAUGUCCUACCCAGAGCGAGCUUUAGUGUUGCUAGAAAAGUGCAUCCACCCUUUAGAAGUGUCUGCUUCAGAUCUGAGGAAAAUGGUCUUCAAAGCAUACGGGUCAAACUUUUCAAGCGAGUUAGUAGCACCUGUGAAACAUCUCAUGAAUAAUCAGUUCGUCCAGGAGCUUUUCCACGGCCCCACGGCUUCAUUUAAAGACCUCGCCCUGCAGCUCAUGCCCCAGCUCUUCGCCCACUGCCUCCCUCCGAUGUGCAACUACCUCAUCCUCGUCGCCACAUCAGGGGACACAGGAAGUGCAGUACUGAGUGGUUUCGAUGGUCUCACCGGCACAGAUAGACACAGGACCGGGGUGUUGGUGUUUUUCCCAGAGGAAGGUGUGAGUGAGAUCCAGAAGCUUCAGAUGACGAGCUACAGGGAGGGAAACGUGAGAGCCGUCAGUGUUUGUUCAGACUUUGACUUCUGCCAGAGGUCGAUAAAGAGGAUGUUCGGGGAGUCUGGGCUGACGGGGCACCUCGCUGUGGAGUACGGGACAGUCCUCAGUACCGCCAACUCCAUCAACUGGGCACGGCUGCUGCCACAGGUGAGCAGGUCAAAAAAUAGAGCGACAAGAUAAGUUCAUAAAUCUCUGUUUAUAGCAGAUAUUUUCAGUAAAUCAGGAAAGAUUCAGGUGUUUCUUCAUACAUGAAAGCUCAUACUUACGGAAUCAGAUUUGUGUCAAAAAUAAUCGAACAAAACUUCUUCAACAUCAAACAAAAAUAAGAAUUUGAGAGAGUAUGUGUAGCUGAUAAAAGGUUCAUAUUACAUCCGCCGACAACACUUUAACUUUUUAGUGAAACCCUGUGAUUUUAGUUGCUUGUUUUCCAAAUGAUCUAUCACCACAGAACAAUCGAGUAACAGAGUUCAAUUCAAUCGAUCAUCAUAAGUUUGCGUUUUCCGCAUUGAAAUGAAAUCACUCACCAGUCAAACGUUUCGGUUGAUAAAAUGUUUAUAAGGUCUAUUCAACAUAAAUGACACUAAAAGAUAUCUACUUUCAUGCAAUUCUCGGCAGGCAUGCGUUUCUGGGUACAACACCGGCCACUGAGCUGUCACUCAAAAACUCACAAGCCAAUGGCGCCGCACCCCUUAAAAGUCCUGCCCACGUGAGAGGUUUGUGUCAAAUGAGAGAGCUGGCAGUGAGAGCAUAAAUCUGGUCAGCGAGAAAUAACCAGAGGAGACUGUAAACAAAAGGAUAUAUAUCAAAAAGUAAAAGACCAGUGGUUUAUACAAUUGCACUAAUAAUUUGUUUCCAAGUUACCAGUUUUACUUUUGAGAUUACUUUUUUUUUUUUUUUGCUUCAGUGAGUUUUAUUCUCUCUCAAAUUCUUAUUUUUGUUUGAUGUUGAAGAAGUUUUGUUUAAUUAUUUUUGACACAAAUCUGAUUCCGUACAUACUGUGCUCUGUUUAAGUGUCUCAGUAAGCAGGAACCUGAAACAAAACAGAUGGAGUGCAAAAUCUGAUUUUGACCGAACGACUCCUCAUGAAAACUGGAGAAGAUUUCUGACACAUCCCAACAAAAAAAAAAAAAAAAUCAACUGUUUUAUUGUUUAUUGUUCUAUUGUUCUAUUGUUUUAAGAUACUAUGAGUCAAAAAUAAGACCUAAAUUGCUUCUAAAUCAAUCUGCUGAUAUUGCAAAAUGUAUGUGAAAUGUACUUGCUUGAUUUUUUUUGAGAUGAGGAAAAUUAAUUAAUUUAAGUGAAUUUUCUUAAAUCUCUUUUGCAGAUUUAUUGUGUUCUCUACAGGCAAUCCAGGUCUUAAUUUUGGCUCAUUGUAUAUGAAGAAGGAUAUUUAUUGGGACUUGUCAGGCAAAAGAAGCUUAUAAUAAGUCUAAUGAGAUAUUUUCUCUAGAAACAACAAAAUCACUUGAGUAGUUUUGUGUUUUUUUGCCGUGCAGACAGUCAUUACUGUUUGUUAAAGCAGUAAAAAGUUAGUGUAUUUGACAACAUUUCUGAUCUUCUAAUUACUUUCUAACACAUUUAUUUUAAUUUCAACAAUUCUACCAAAAACUGUCUUUGUCUUAUGAUUUUCAACCUCAGGUAUGACUCAGUUAAGUCCUUUUUUCCUCCCUUCAGGUGGUCUAUCACUCCUCAGCUUAUCUGGAUCUGUGCAGAGACGGUGUAAUCAAGUUCGGGGAGCCCAUCGAUGUUUGUAUCCCCACCGGUAACUUCGGUAACGCCAUGUCAGCUGUGUACGCCAAACAGAUGGGCGUCCCGAUAAGAAGAGUCAUCUGUGCGUCCAAUCACAACCACAUCAUCACAGACUUCCUCACCACAGGAGAGUACGACCUCCGAGGUCGGCCUUUGAUCCCCUCCCAAUCCCCCGCCAUAGAUAUCCUCAAAUCCUCCAACCUGGAGCGGUUCAUCCAUCACGCCUCACACGGGGAUGGCCAUCUUGUCAGGGGUCUGUUCUCCGGUUUAGAGCGACAGCAGCACUUCCAGGUUCCUCGGCCUCUUCUCAGCAGGAUGCAGCAGGAAGUGCAGGCCGGCUGGUGCUCUGAGAACGACUGCCUGGCCGCCAUACGGAGCCUUUACACACAGACAGGCUACGUCAUGGACACUCACACCGCCGUGGCUAAAGUGGUGGCUGACAGGCUGCAGGACGGCUCGUGCCCCGUGGUGAUCUGCUCCACCGCGCACUACGGGAAGUUCGCCCCAGCUGUGCUCAAAGCCUUACAAAUCCAGAAUAUUCCAGAAGACCCCGUGGAGCAGCUGAGGACACUCGCAUCGACCGUGAAGAAACCAGAAAUACACCGGGACAUGAUGAAACGCCUGCAGGAGAGCGGCGUGAGAGGACAUAGGAUGUGUCAGGCAGAGUACGGUGAGCUGGUGGAGGAGGUGGAGGCCAUGAUCCAGGACUCCUUCCUUAAAGUUCUGUAGGAUUUUAAAGUUUUCACUGUGAACUCAACAAAACUAACUUUUUUUAAACCGGACGUGUGUCAGAACUGAAGACUCGUCACGUAGUUUUUCACACCAACCAGAACCGACCACAGCGUCCGUUAAUGAUUUGUCUCUCUGCAGCUGUCAGUGGAGUCAUUUAAGACCAGGUGCUGCCUCAGCAGGCUGGGGAGGAUAAGUUUCAUAGAUCUGCAGGAUUGCUUAUCACUGCAGAUGUUGAAAAAGAUGAAAAGUCGAGAUGGUAACUAAGCACUUUUAGUGCUCAAACUCUGAUCUAGAUCAUCGUCUUUCUGUGUCUUUGCCAGGUCGUAGGAGAAAAGUGUUUUUCCACUUUUAUACCUGAGUUUGCCCUUUACUAUACUUCUAAACACACACUUUAUAUAUCUGUAUUCAUAGAUGAGAACCCAUUUUCAUCAGCAGCCUUUUAAAAAUAUACAAUACUUUUAUGAUACCUGUCAAUUAACAACUAUACUGCUCAGUUUGACCCUUAAGGUGUGUGUGAAUAACAAUCACUCGUGUGUGAGCUGCUAUAGAAGUGACCUACUGCCCUAAAUUUGACAAUGAUAUGACCCCCUUAAUGCACAUUAAACUUUAUACUGACUAAGAAUCAAACAAGUGUCAGCUCAUUAAAAUCACGCGAGCAGAUCUGAGGAAGUCAUAAUAUAUCAGGUGGAGUAAACGUGGAGACAUAAACCUCUUCUAAACUGUGCCACCGUUCCAGCAUGUGCUCGAACUGGGACUGGUCCAAAUGUGACGUGGAUGAUCAAAGUUAAAAAACAUGUUUUAUUGAAUUGUUUGAACUCCUUCAGACUAUCAAAGUGAACGGUUUCCUGCUUUGUUGACAAAAACUGAAUGGAAUGAAACAAGCUAAUCUUUAACACAUUUCAAGGUCAAUCGAAGAGUUUAGUGGUAUAAACUUUGGUUUUACUGUAUUGUUUGUGUGAAUUUACUGUGUUUAUUUCCAGCUCUGAUGUUUUUGAAAGUAUGGCGUUAAAAUAAAGCGAAUUUUAUCAGACUU